AUGCUGAGAAAACUCUUUAAAGUCCUGUGCUUCUUUGCUUUUUUCACUCUGGCAUGUUUUAUGGUGCUUCUAUACUUUAGAAACGACAGCACUUUAACUCAUUUUAUAAAAUCGUACGAUAAAGUGAAGGAAAACAAGACAGUUCCUCAAUGGACCAACGAACCAAAGAAUGGAUCCCUUAAUCUCACCCAAGAAAAGACAGUGAUGGCACCCACUCCAAGGAAGCCUUUGGAACCUUGCCCUAACACCCCCCCGCAUCUUGUGGGUCCCCUCGUGGUGGAGUUUAAUAGCAAAAGAUCUUUGGAUGAUAUGAAAAAGGAGAUGGGUCCCACUCUGAAGGAGGGAGGACGAUACAAGCCUCCAGACUGCAUCGCCCUGCAGAAGGUGGCCAUCAUCAUUGCAUUCAGAAAUCGGCAUGAGCACCUGAAGCACUGGCUGUUUUAUCUCCAUCCCAUACUGAUACGACAGCAGUUGGACUACACAGUGUAUGUUAUCAACCAGGACGGAGAGGGAGUGUUCAACCGGGCUAAACUGAUGAAUGCCGGCUAUGUGGAAGCGCUGAAGGAAUAUGAUUAUGAUUGCUUUGUCUUCUCUGACAUAGAUUUGGUUCCCAUCGAUGACCGUAACCUCUAUAGAUGUUUUGAAACUCCCCGACACUUGGCCGUAGCUAUGGACAAAUUUAAUUUCAGGUUACCCUACAACACGUUCUUUGGCGGGGUUUCUUCAUUGUCCAAGAAGCAAUACUUGAAGAUUAAUGGCUUCCCAAACACCUACUGGGGCUGGGGGGGUGAGGACGAUGACAUCUAUAAGAGAAUUUACUACCGUGGGAUGUCCAUCUCUCGACCGGACUCUGUGUUGGGAAAGUACAAGAUGAUCAAACAUCAGAGAGACUUGCACAAUGAGGUUAAUCCAAAGAAUCCGGGUAAACUGAGCCAAACUUUUAGAAACAUGGAUAAAGAUGGGCUUAAUACCCUCAAAUACACAGUCAAGGAGAUUGUGAAGGAUGUUCUGUACACAUUUAUCACUGUGGAUAUUGACGCUCCGCCAAGCUAAAGGAAGGAGGAACCUGCGAAACUGGAAAUGCUGUUGACUUUUGAAUCAUGUGUGUGUGUGUGUGUGUGUGUGUGCGUGCGUGCGUGCGUGUGUGUGUGUGUACAAUUUGCGUAUGACAAUCGUACUUUGAAUAGAAAAAUGUGAAGGUAAUAGCCAGCAUUGUUAAAUGGUAUAUUGACAGUGGAUUAAACCUAAGUAAAUCGUUUUUUUAAGAAGAGUUGAACACAAUAUAACUUUUUUUAUAUAUGUAGUAUUUGGUAUUGAUGUUAUAAUGUGUGCAAUCUUAUUGUUUACAAAUGGUAUCAGAAUGUAAUUGUUAUCGUCUUUUAUCAGGUAAAAUACAGUUUAUCAUAUACUUCCUCUUUCACAAAGUAAUGAUAAAAUAACCCACAUUAUACAUUACUAAUACUAAGUAAAUAAAAUGAUCAUGAUAUUGUUCGGUAAGAGUAAAAAACGAUUAACUUAACUUUAAUUUACUACCAUUUUGACCUAUAUUAAUGAUGUACACUGUCACCUAUUAUGUGUUGACAAAUGAUCGGGUGAAGGGUCUUUUAUUUAUCAUUCAACACAAUACUUUCUAAAUGGACGAUUUUGUACUGAGACAUUUAUCUUAACUGUAGCAAACAUUUGAUUGUUUUUAUACUUCAGUUUGCUGUGUAGUAGCAUCCUGUGAAUACUUGAAAGUGUGAUGAAAUCAAAAAUGGGUAAAUAUAUUUUAUAGUGGUGGGGAUGAACAGAUUGAUUUAUCUUUAUAUUGGAAAGAUGGGUUUACUGCUUUUUAUUAAUGGCAUGUGAUGAUUGUGCCUUUGUCUUGUGAACUCUAGCAAUGUUUUGGAAACUUUUAUAAAGAUUUUUAAAACAACUGUGAGGACAUUUGUGGCCACUGAGCUUGCUUGUGAACAUACAUUGUGCUUGCAAGCCUAAAUGUCACAAACAAGCAUUGUUUAUUACACCCUGUUCCUUAUUCUCAGCAGGCAGAGUUGUAUUCUUAAAAGAGAACAAUUCGUCCCACUAACAAUUUACAAAUUCCUGCGUGUCACUUACAGUUUUGUUUUUUUAGAGAAGUGCAUUUAUUUAUUUUCCGGGUUCAUGUACUGUAAGGCUUCUUUUGUAAUUGUGCUGGAUCAUAUCCAGUAGCUUGCAUGAGAAACACUGCUGUAGCCAAAGGGAAAGCAUGGGAAGAAUCAACAGAGUAAAUUAUAAGCAAACACCCUUACAGCCAUUUUAAAAAGCACACUGCUCAAAGUGUGUAGUUUUUCCGCAGUUACUUAUGAUGUUCUUUUAGAUGACUGAGACUUUGAUAUAACUUGAGAUUAAAUACAUCAAAGUCACUCUUAGUGAAAAAUAAAAAUUACCCCACGAUGAACUGAAACAUUGGGUUCAUUUCAGUCUCUAGAGCAAGUUUAAUCAAAAUGAUCCUUUAAAUUGUUGUUUAUCCAAUUUUGAAAUGCUCUUUGAAUUCAUAGCAUGCCUAAUUGUUAAAUAGUUUUCCUAAUCUGAGCCCAUUUUUAACGCAGAGCAGGCAGAGGGACACUUUUCUAAGGAAUGCAGUUUGUGGCGAGUGAUGUAAGAGAAGAAGGGCGAGGCAGUGACACAUGGACAAAAGCAUCUCAGUUAAUGAAACUUGAGAUAUUAGCAGUGUUUGCUUUAGCCAUGUGGCCCACACUAUGUUUCAGUUUUCGCCCUCCAAGGAAAGAAGUUUCGGCACCAGUGAGAGAAGUUAAGUAUUCAUCUCUUCAGCCUAAAGAGCUGGAGUAACCUGUUUGAAACGUUGAUAUACUUUUUAUUGAAGGGCAGAUGCAAGACGUACACUGAACAAACAUAAUCGUUGACUUUAAUUAAAUGUAUUAUGUCAACAGAUAUACUUAAUUGUAUUAGGUUAGUUGAAUCAAUAAUAUAAAGUUGAACCUAUUUUUUUAUUUAAACUUAAUAUUGUUGGUUUCAACUAAGCUAAUACAAUUAUGUGAAAUGUGUUGACAUUAUAUAUUUAAUGAAAGGUGCAGCACACACUUUGGAGCGCAUGCACACUUGUUAUGAUGUUCAUUAUGUUGAGCUGUUUAUAAUAACAUUCACAUUUUCACUAAGGGAAUUCAUUUGGAUUGUCAGGUUAUGUAGCAGUUGUGUGUCUCACAAGGGUUUCAGCUAAAAUGAAAUGAAAAUUCAAUAUUUAGUUCUAAAACAAAGCCAUUGUCCUGUGUAUCAGACCAUUAUCUAAUUCCCCUGACCUUAAAACCCUUACAGGGAACUCCUGUCAUCAUUCAUCUUAAAACUCAUAAUCAAAUUCUUAUUUUUGGUGCUCAAAAGGUCCAAAAUGUGUCAUUUCCUGGUGAACUAGUAUAAACCAGUUGUAAAUGUGUGACUGUGAUGCAGCUUCACUCAGCAGCGUCACACUUUAAUGCAUGUAUGAAAUGUGUGCCAAACAGAUCCGUCCUGUUGAUGAAUUAUUGAUAAGUGAAAGCAUUGCACAACAUUGCCCUGAGAGGAACUGUGGUAUCAGAUAGAGGACGAGGGGCUUCCCAUGAGGAUGCAGAGGUGAACUUUUCCAUCAGAAAUUAACCUGUUAUGGAUGUGUGCUAAAGGUCAGAGCACUGUAUCGAUGAUUACAUCUCAAUCACUGCAUUUCUCCUUGCUUCUGGUGGUGGUUCAUUAAAGGUUGUGCUAAAUUAA
Messenger RNA from Trematomus bernacchii (emerald rockcod), 3720 nucleotides. RefSeq names its product beta-1,4-galactosyltransferase 1-like. Gene Ontology annotation, molecular function: beta-N-acetylglucosaminylglycopeptide beta-1,4-galactosyltransferase activity; cytoskeletal protein binding. The record is from RefSeq and is a predicted model, not a curated record. Bases 1 to 1053 code for a protein of 350 amino acids. Gene Ontology annotation, biological process: protein N-linked glycosylation; carbohydrate metabolic process. Lineage: Eukaryota; Metazoa; Chordata; Actinopteri; Perciformes; Nototheniidae. The transcript has 2 exons.